AUGGGUACGGAUUCCAAUGGAUGGAACCGUGCUCGAGGGUUAGCAGUCAAAGCUCUACUUUUCAUCGGUGGUGCUCUUCUCGUUAAACGUCUCUGUAAGUCUACCACUCGCUGGGACCAUGCUCGUUUAGUCGCUCAGUCACUCACCGGCGAAAAGUAUUCUAAGGACCAAGCUUCUAGAGACCCUGAUAACUAUUUCAAUAUUAGAAUGCUUACAUGUCCAGCAGCAGAGUUAGUUGAUGGUUCUAAUGUUCUAUAUUUUGAGCAGGCUUUUUGGAGGAGUCCACAAAAACCCUUUCGCCAGAGGUUGUUAAUGGCGAAACCUUGUCCGAAAGAGUUGAAAUGUGAUGUUGAGUUAAGUACAUAUGCCAUUAGAGACAUGGAGGAAUACAAAAAUUUCUGUGAUCGGGCAAAGGAUCAGCGCCCGCAACCAGAAGAAGUCAUUGGGGAUAUUGCAGAACAUUUGACAACAAUACAUCUCAAGCGUUGUUCACGUGGAAAACGUUGCUUAUAUGAAGGUUCAUCCCCACCUGGUGGAUUUCCUAAUUCAUGGAAUGGAGCAACCUACUGUACUUCAGAACUUGCGGUUAUGAAGAACAGUGAGAUACACACUUGGGAUCGUGGUUAUGAUGAUGAUGGAAAUCAAGUUUGGGGACAAAAAGAAGGCCCUUACGAGUUCAAGCCUGCACCAACCUCCUGUUUCAGUGAUAUGUUUUCCCCCUUGAAUUUACCCCCUCCGCCCAUGGAGAGAAGAAUAGAGGGUUCUUUUAUUUUGCAAGAAUGA
Molecule: messenger RNA, 783 nt
Organism: Lathyrus sativus (Indian pea)
Lineage: Eukaryota; Viridiplantae; Streptophyta; Magnoliopsida; Fabales; Fabaceae
Source: the annotation of a GenBank genome assembly